This is a messenger RNA of Chara braunii, 1731 nucleotides long. Lineage: Eukaryota; Viridiplantae; Streptophyta; Charophyceae; Charales; Characeae. The record is from the annotation of a GenBank genome assembly.
AGGUUGAAUGAUGGGGCAACGACSCACGAUGCUUGCCAAUACGCAUUGGAGAUGUAUCGUGUUCUACAGGCAAAGGGUAARUUGCGGCUCAACGAUUUCGUAUAUGACAACUUUGACUGCGGACAGUUGUGGGUGUUGGAUGGCCAGCAAGGCAGGGGGGGGACGCCAGUCAGCCAGGACGAUGYAAGAAGGGAUCCUCGAUGGGGUUGGGUGCCAUCUGCAAUCCCAUUUGGAUAUGGCCGUGUUAAGAUGCAAGUGCGUGAUAUCAUGGGCAAUGUGUGGAACGCGCAUUACGAGAACGACAUGUUUUCCUUCCGUCAUUUCGAUAGAGAAGCGACUGCAGACGAAAAGGAGGAGAUGACAUGCCGGCCACGCGAUGCACGCAUCUUCGACCCGCCACUUGGUAAUCCUGUCGAGUUGGCCCUCGCUAAAGUGAUGGUGUUUAGUGGUGAGAAGCGCAUCACAUACGUCCAGUUCUUGGUGGUGGUGACACGUGUCUCCGUUUGCAAUCCUCAUGUGAAGGACCGGGGAUUGUUGGAGGAACACGCGCAGCGUUGCUGGCGUUGCUGGGAGAAGAUAAGGGAGGAAGAAUGGGAGAUGGUGUGCAUGGGAUAUGACUCCCAUAAUGACCAGGCGAUGUGGUCGAUUGUGGAAGACUCGUGCCCCGAGCUAGCACGACCCUCGAUGGAUGACAUGUUUCUGGAGGGCAUUCGACGCAGACACGGGUGCACAUCAGUUCUUGGGUGGGUCCCUGUCGUCUGUCCCAUGACAUAUGAGCAUGGUGAACAAAUGUGCAUGAGAUUCAGAGAGUCUGACCCUCUGGGUGUCCCUUUCCAGCUCACGUAUAUAGAUGGACUGCUGCGACAAAUUCAAUAUGUGGGUGAUGACGAUGCUCGUGCUGCAUCGAAUGCACAACAAACAACACAGCAGCAGCAGGACAUUUCACAUUUGGCAACUCAGGUCGACGGCCCGGAAACAGCAAAUGAUGGGGGAUGUUCUAAUGCAGAACCCGACGAUGGUGACACCCCUGCGGUGCACGUGACAGGGAGGGCAGAGAAGAAGAAGAAGCAGUGCACGUCUAGGCCGCCUCGUGGACUCAGGAGUUCCACAAAAGCAAAAGGCAAAAAAGAAGAUGUCCCAGAUCGAGACCAGACUUCCAAAGCAGCCGCUGCCCCAGUUCCAAAGCGCAGGCGCCGCCAAGGGAUGGCAGCAUUGGCAGAAAUUCGGCAACUUCAACGAUCUACUCACUUGUGCACCGCUUUGAGGCUGUUCAUGAGGGUCGUGCGCGAGGUCGUCGAGAAAGAAAUCGCAMUAGGGAAAUCUAUCAGGUUUCAGAUGAACVCCWUACGUGCGUUGCUGGAAGYGGCCGAAGCAUAUCUUAUCAACCAUUUCGAGAGAACAAACAUCAUUGCUAUCUACUGCAAGAGGGUGACGAUCCAACUGAAGGACCUGAAGCUGGUUGAUAACUUGGCCAAGGCUUGCUGGGUAUACAAAUAUGAAGGCAUUAUCGACGAGCAGAAGAGAGCGGAAAAGCUACGACAGAUGAAUGCUGCAAGGCAGGUUGAGAGAGAAGCGCAGGUGGGGAAGGGGGUGUCUGAGAAGAUAGCAGCAGCACGCAAAGGCGGUGACACUCCAGCGGGGUCGUCGAAGAGGAAAGGAGCGCCGCGCAAAGGCAAUGCAACAAAGAAAAGCAUGAAAUAAGAACAYAGUGAAGACUGCACUGAGACCAGU